Haliotis rufescens (red abalone) is the source of this 2329-nucleotide messenger RNA. RefSeq lists its product as uncharacterized. The transcript is spliced from 4 exons. The record is from RefSeq and is a predicted model, not a curated record. Gene Ontology annotation, molecular function: protein binding. Bases 37 to 783 code for a protein of 248 amino acids. Lineage: Eukaryota; Metazoa; Mollusca; Gastropoda; Lepetellida; Haliotidae.
ACAAAUAUUUGUCAACACUGCGAUCACUGUCUUAAAAUGAGUUGGUAUGUGCCGAGUGUGUGUUCUUCCAGGGCUUUCUGCAGAAUUUGUUUUCUGUCUGUUGUCGUACAUGCUGUCUCCACUGUGAAGAAAUAUGACAUGGGAACGAUGUGUGGAGACAGACUAGACCUGGAGGUACCGGGACUCGAGAACGUGGAGAUCACCAACAACGUCGCCGUUGACCUCCGACGUGACUGUGACCUGACCGUCUUGGCACCUUCAGGCAAGAUGCUGAUGGCGACCUUCACCUCCAUCGAAUUCACUCCGGGCCCUUUCUGUGAGGCUGUUGGUCACGUGACGCUAAAUGGUGAGAGAUGCAGGACCCGGUUUCCUGUUACAAACGUCCCCCGCUUCUUCCGCCGAGUCGACCUCUCCAUCUCUUUCAGGCCUGGAGGAAGCAGGGAUGGGCCUCGUUUUAAUCUCCUCCUGACUGCAUUCAGUAAUGCUCCCUGCUUCUCCAGGGACUACACCUGCUCCAACAACGUGUGUAUAUCUCGCCGUCUCCUUGGCAAUGGGUUAGACAACUGUGGAGACGGGACGCUCCAGGUGAACGAUGAUUCUAAAACACCUGUACCGAUAUGGGUGCUGGCAGUGUUCAUUGUCAUAGCGGUCUUAACCGUCGUUAUCGUCGCAGUCUGUGUUAUUCGUUGGCGGAGAAAAAGGCAGGAUGACGCAUCAGCAAUUCAAACCAUUAGUUUUACCAAUGAAAACUUCCGUGUAUCUCGAUCCCUAAUCGAGACCUAAUGUGUUGUAUUCUGCGUUACUGUCAGGCUAUAUCCGUAAAGAACAAGGUGGGAUAACGUCCCGCAUUGUCGCCCUUUGGUAAAAUAAAAAAAAAAAUUCAAAGCGGGACAAUGCGACAAAUUGCCAACAUGUCGCCAUGUCGCAUUGUCACAGAGUCGCGCUUUGGUUAUGUUUGACACUUUUUGCCUGUUUUUGUUAGGGUGACAAUGCGACAAUGUGACAAUGUGACAGUGUCCAAUCUAGGAUUCAACACCUUUGGCCCACUGGAAUGAUUAAAUUUAAGGUUGCGGAAAACGUUGAAAUAUCAGUAUGAACAUUGUCAGACAUGUAUCAAAUGGAUCAAAAUUAGUCUUUUUCCGUUCUUUUCAUUCGUUUUAGACUUUUGAUAUGACAAAAAAGCAACAAAUGUAACACAUUAAGUGAAUUUUAGUGACCCAAAUCAUUUUUGUACCAUAUGUCCAGUGUAUUUUCCAUCCCCUAACAAAUUGAGCUUGGGUCAAAGACUUAUUCAUGUUCAAAUAUUAGAAAUAUACCUCUCCGAACCUCUAAAAUAAGCUUUAUAACACAUUAUAACCGUAGCUAUGCAUUAAGUGUUGGUAUAGGACAUAAUUAUGAACUUGUUGAAAUGAACAUAGUCUAAUUGUCAACCAUAUGAAAAUUUUCAUAAACAUUUGUGAAGAUUUUCCCCGUGUCUUAAAUUAUGUAUGAUGCCUCAUACCUACCUCGACUUGGAGCGUUGGGGUAGCCAAGUGGUUAAAGCGUUCGCUCGUCACGCCGAGGACCCGGGUUCGAUUCCCGAGAUGUGUACAAUGUGUGAAGUCAAUUUCUGGUGUCCCCCGUCGUGAUAUUGCUGAAAUAUUGCUAAAAGCGGCGUAAAACCAUACUCACUCACUCACUACCUCGUCUGUUCAGAGCCCUUCGACCAUUACCUGACAAGUCGUGUAAUUUCGAGGCAAGUCGAGUUCUUUUACCGGAAAGGUUUGUAGUUGUUCUCAAAUGACAUAAUCGUUGUUUGUAGGCAUUAGUAUAUUAACUGUUUGAUCAAACUUGGUAUAACAAAAGCUACGAAACCCUUUCCAAAGCCACAAGAGUUGAUUGUGGGAUUCCGACUGUAUCAUGAACACGUGUUUAUGAAUCUCUAUCAAAGAGAGAUAAUUCCAGGUGUUCGCGAAAAAGUGAGCAUAUCCUGCUCUACCGGUGGCAGCCGUCACAAACACAUGCAAAGGCAGGUCAAUUGUUCACUCCACAAAACCCGGGUGUGUUUACUUAUACCAUAUGUUCCUGUGGGUUUGUAGGUGAACAAUUGACUUGCCUUUGCAUGUUUGUGAUGGGUGCCACCGGUGGGGCAGGAUACGCUUAUAGUCAUAAACACAUGUUCAUGAUAUAGUCGGAAGCGUACAAUCGCGAUUCAUUUGAUUAUGGAAAGAGGUUUGUCGUCUCUAUUAUUUUUACAGAUUGGCAACAAACUCUGCCUUAGUUAUGUACAUAACACAUCUAAUUAUAAUAAAUUUAUAACUCAUUUACUUCAAUAAAUAUUUUUUUCUGA